Columba livia (rock pigeon) is the source of this 2773-nucleotide messenger RNA. RefSeq names its product centriolar satellite-associated tubulin polyglutamylase complex regulator 1 (gene CSTPP1). The record is from RefSeq and is a predicted model, not a curated record. Bases 84 to 887 code for a protein of 267 amino acids. Lineage: Eukaryota; Metazoa; Chordata; Aves; Columbiformes; Columbidae. The transcript is spliced from 7 exons.
GGCGUGUUCCCAGCCGGGGGGAGCGGCCGAGCAGCGUCGGGCGCCUUGGAAACGGACGGAAGCCGGGAGGGAGCGGCGGAAGGAUGCUGAGCCCUGAGCGGCUCUCGCUGCCGGGGCCCGAGUACCUGGUUUUAACAGCGUGCGCCAAGGAACACACAUCUUGUUCCGUGAAUUCAGCUUUGUCCAAGCUACUCCCCAUAACAGGGCAUCUUUUCUUCGGACCUUCUGGAGGUGUUUCCGAACAGUGGGGAAAAAUGGAGGCUUUGGAUGCACUGAACAGAUACCUUCUGAUAAAACUACAGCAUGCAAUCCCCUUGCUUCCAAGUAGUGUCAAGGGAUUUGGAAAGGGCCAAAUGCACCGUUAUGGAUUGAUCGGAACUUGGAAGACAGCAAAAGGGCUGCAAACGACUUCAUCAUUUUUGAAGAAAUUUCCAAAUUCUGAAGGAUUUGAAGUUUUUCUUGUUGAGAAGCAAGUCCCAACCCCAGCAUGUUUUCCCUGGGCCACUGAUUUGCUGACAGCACAGGAAUACCACUGCCUGCUGCAGCUGCUGUGCCCUGACUUCCCAAUGGAACUCACUCAGAAGGCAGCAAGGAUUGUGCUGAUGGACGAUGCUAUGGAUUGCCUGAUGUCUUUUUCUGAUUUCCUCUUUGCUUUCCAGAUCCAGUUCUACUACUCAGAGUUCCUGGAAAGUGUUGCAGUCAUUUAUCAAGAUCUACUGUCUGGUAAGAAUCCAAAUACUGUGAUUGUGCCAACAUCAUCCUCUGGGCAACAUCGGCAGCGCCAACCCCCAAAUGACUGCAGCCCGCUCGAUGGGGUAGAUGCAUCUGUCUUCUACCAGUGCCUAGAGUCCUUGUGUGACAGAUCAAAAUACAGGGGCUUUGCCUGAUAAAGGAGACUUAUUUGUGGACCCUGAAAUGGAUCAGGAACUUGAGAAAUUGUAAGUGGAGUUGCCUAAAGUAAGAGGUAAAGCAACAGAUUAAAGAUGGUAGCAUGCUAAGGAAGACUUAAGUAUGAAGUACUAUCCCUGUUCCUUUGCUCUACUGUAAAAUACAGGAACUAACAGAGCAGCCUGAGCAGAGGCCUCCUUCUUUGGGGUGCCUUGGUGCAGCUAAGAAAAUCCUAGCAUAGGCUUCAGAAACAGCACUCCAGAACUACUAUGGUAAAGGCUGGACAUAACAAGUUAGGCUGCCUAGCCUUUGUCUUGUCUCUUUCAGGGUAGCUCAGGUUUCAGGGCUUUCCAUCUCCGGUCCCACCAGCUCCAGCGGGGACACAGCAAAUUUGCCUGUCCGUAACUCACCCAGGAUUAACUCUCCCUGGAAGCCUCUACACCACUGGCGAAAAAUGGAUGCUGAGAGUGAAGGUUCCAAUGAAGAGACAGACUCUUCUGAAAACUGAAGGUUGUGAGGAUGGGCACUAUUCCCACCUUGGGUUUCUCCAGAACCCACUGGAGGAACAGCACCUCCUCCCAGAGCAUCUGCUCUGACAUGUGAUUCUGCCCAUAUCACCAGUGUGUGUGCAGCUGUGCCAGUCCCCCUUGCCAGGUCCACCUGUCUCUUCCCAGGAAGAACACUGCCUUUUUCCUAGCUCCAAAUUUGUGCAGGAAGAGCUCCUUUGCAGAAGCCAUUUUCAGCUGCAGAGUUCUGCCACCCUCUGCUGGCAGGCAAGCCAGAACAGGAGGCCCCAGCUCAGCUUCCACCUGGAAACAGUGGGGUGUUGUCUUACCAAGGCUCUCCCUCAUGGUUCAGCAGGUGCUGAGCGGUGGGAAUGCUACUGCAGGCUGCUUGCCAGUGUUCUGUUGUGUAGCUGUGUUCAGACUUGGCCUAGACAAUAGAGUGGUUAAAUUGCCAGCGGCAGCUCUGCACUCAGGCUCCAUUAUGAUUAUUCCCAGUAAAGCUGCACCUGCAUAUGAUCAAAGGUAGAGAAAUUCCUGAAGUUCCUAGAAAAGAAUGGUGUAGAUAUUGCCAUGCCACCUGCCUCUGCUUCCUCCUCCAUGUGUCCAAGACUUGCCAAAGCAAAUAAGCUAGACUGCAGUCAAUGCUGCAUGGUGCUGUCUGUUCCUCUGCUGAACUGAGAUCCCUUCUGGGAGGCCUCCUGCUGCCUCCAACAGCAAAUUAAAGUCACUUGGAAAAGCAAGCUUCACAGGGGUUGAAGGAGAGAGAGAAACAGUCUUUAAAAGUCCUUGGCCAUGGGUGGUGUGGCUUGGAAAGAUACAGAGCAUCUGCUAGGGUUGGGUGGGCAGAAGCACUAGGGGAGAAGGAAGCAGUUAUCAAACAAGUCCCAGGUAUUUUUUACUAAAUACUGUCAUUGUGGCAUAAUAGCAUAGCCCUUACAACUACAAAAGGAAGUAACAUCUCAUUUUGUUAAUGGUAACUGACUCAGCAGUUUGGCCUCCACAGUCCUGAAAAGAGGGUCUAGCCCAGCUCCUGUGCCUCAGGUUGCAGAGACUGCUUAUUUCCUGGGGCUCUUCAGUUUCUCUUGCUUCUUUGGGAGCCUCCUUGCUCCUUCUCUGCAUAAAAUGCUGCAGCAUGGGCUACUCAGAACAGCUAACCCAAAGCUUGCAAGCAGCCCUGAGUGGAUUCAACCCAUGCUGGACCUAUUUUAACACUAGUUCCAAAACUACUGCUAAGUCCAGUCCCACCUAUGGAGGUAGAAAAAAAGGUUAUUUAUUUAUUGUAAAUUAUUUUAUUUAUUAACGUGCUUGCUAACUGCACUUUCCCUCCCAGCCAUCAGUGACUGUGACACCUUGGCAAUAAAGCACACUCUGUAAGACCA